AUGAUUUCUCCACAAUACUCUACAGCACAGUAAGAUACUUUCAAUGUUUUUAGGCCAAGCACAUAUUCAGAAAACAAAUCCUUCUCUCGUCGAUUCGUUACUUCGAACAAGUGUCCUGUUUCAAGUUCAUCGAACGGUCCACUCAAAACGACUACAUUUUCAUAGUGCCUCUGGAUGGAUGUUAUUCCUACGUGGGAAAGAUCGGAGGAAGACAAACAGUAUCACUGGCAGCUGAUUGCAUUGCCAAUUAUAUUAUUUGGCACGAACUAAUGCAUGCCAUUGGAUUUGAGCAUGAACAUCAGAGACCCGACAGAGAUUCGUUUAUUAGGGUCGAUUAUUCGAAUGUCAUUCCGGGACAACUGAGUGAGCAUUUUAAUUUUUAAGAAAAAAAAACAGUAUUUUUGGUUUUAAACAUAAAGUAAAAAUUUGCAGUAAACUUUGACAAGCUGCAAGCGUCGUUGGUCGAUUUCCCGGAUACCUACGAUUACAAAUCCAUCAUGCACUACGACGGAUACGCAUUCGGACGAGUGGACAACGCGCGCCGCGUCCGUCUCGCCACAAUGACGCCUCUGAAGGCGGGAGUCCGUUUGGACGACAAUAUGAAGUUCACGGCGACAGACAUUGAAAAACUGAACCGACUGGGUCAAUGUGGAAAUGUGAAUGGGAACGGUCAGUACAGUAAUCAAGGAAUUGUGGCGACCGAGUGCAAGGAUGUGGCGUCGAACUGUGAAGGGAACAGAAGACGUGGAAUGUGCAAGAAUCCAUUUUACAAACAGAUGAUGAUCAAAUCUUGCCAGAAAACUUGCAGACUUUGUGCCUACACAAGAAUGAUCGAUGAGGAUGUAAGUUUUUCAAAACCUUUAACAAAGAGUUGUUGUUUCUCAGGAUCUCAAUCCCUCAACUACGACCUCUAAACCUGAAACGUGUGAGGACAAACAUCCACGUUGCAAUAUUUAUUCUGAAAACGGUUUUUGUACAUUAGCAUUCUAUGACAACGUCCGGGAGAAACUGUGUGCCAAAACGUGUAAUUUGUGUUAG
Caenorhabditis sp. 36 PRJEB53466 is the source of this 1038-nucleotide messenger RNA. The record is from the annotation of a GenBank genome assembly. Lineage: Eukaryota; Metazoa; Nematoda; Chromadorea; Rhabditida; Rhabditidae.